GUAAAUAUUUUUUUUAGAUCAUUCAAGUUUGUUUUCUUAUUAGGGGAAAUCCAAUCAGAGUUUUCAUGUUUGGUGACUAUGAAUUUUUGUGUGCCGUUUAUGGCCUUACUCGAGCAAAUGGUAAAUUUUAUUACUUAAUCGAAAGUGUUAGGCAUAUACCUGAAAACAGAUGCAAUUCAAAAUGUUAAGUUUUAUUUUUAGGACGCCACCGUUGUUUAUUUUGUAACAUCACUUCAACUGAGAUGCAGUUAGCAGAUCGUGGAGCUUCAGAGUUUCGAACUUUAGAUACUUUGAAGCGAGACUUUGAAAAUUUCAAUGAGGAUGGUGGCAAUAUUAAGAAGGCAAAGUUUUUCAACAAUGUCAUUGGUCAGCCUAUGUUCAAUAUUCCAAUAGAUCAGGUUGCUCUCCCUGUACUCCAUAUCUCUCUUGGAACUUUUUUGAAAUUCUUCAACAUGCUAGAAGAAAAGUAUAGAAUCAUUGAUUUAAAAAUUUCCAAAAAGAUUGCUGGUGUCUUCACCAGCAAAAACGAUAUUGAGGAAUACAACAUGCUGCACCAGAAGGCCAAAGAUCUGGAACAUUGUAUUGUUGAUUGCACAGAAAAAAUUGAAUUGGUGAAUGAUGCUAGUGCAAGAUCUGUGAUUGACAAUCCAGACAAUGAAGAAUUCAUCAAAAAGACAUAUGAACCAAGACUAGAGUAUCUUCAAACCAAAUUAGUAAAGGUAAGUUUACACUUACAAAGCUUAGUCUGAAUGCUAACCCCUUAUUGGAAAAAACUUUUUAUAAAAAAAAUUAAAAAAUAAAAUCUAAAUGAAAAAAAAUAUUUUGUAGGAAAAGGAAAUGCACCAUUUUUUGCACCAUCUGGGGGUGGUGAAACAACGGUAAA
Molecule: messenger RNA, 883 nt
Organism: Hydractinia symbiolongicarpus
Lineage: Eukaryota; Metazoa; Cnidaria; Hydrozoa; Anthoathecata; Hydractiniidae
Exons: 2
Coding region: 243-749 (168 amino acids)
Source: RefSeq, a predicted model, not a curated record